Molecule: messenger RNA, 807 nt
Organism: Penicillium samsonianum
Lineage: Eukaryota; Fungi; Ascomycota; Eurotiomycetes; Eurotiales; Aspergillaceae
Product: YggS family pyridoxal phosphate enzyme
Exons: 1
Coding region: 1-807 (268 amino acids)
Cellular component (GO): intracellular anatomical structure
Molecular function (GO): pyridoxal phosphate binding
Source: RefSeq, a predicted model, not a curated record
AUGAGCCCAGCGACACCAGCGCGCGCCAGCGCACUCCUCUCAAACUUAACAGCCGUGCGCGCGCGAGUGAGCACAGCCGCCCUCCAAUCCCCAAUCCCCAGCAAACCAAUCCGACUCGUCGCAGUCUCCAAGCUCAAGCCCGCGUCCGACGCAUUGGCACUGCACCAAGCCCCGGGGUCACAACUCCACUUCGGCGAGAACUACCUUCAAGAACUACUCGAGAAAUCACGGCUGCUACCCGCAAGCAUCAAAUGGCACUUCAUCGGCGGGCUGCAGAGCAACAAGUGCGUGACGCUCGCGCGGGAUGUGCGCGGGCUGUGGGCUGUCGAGAGCGUCGACUCGGAGAAGAAGGCGAAGUUGCUGGAUAAGGGGUGGGGUGAGAGGGGUUCUGAGAUGGCUGCUACGAACCACGACGAAGAUGGGAGGCUGCGUAUCUAUGUUCAGGUUAAUACGUCUGGCGAGCAGAAUAAGGCUGGUGUUGAGCCUGCUGGGGCGGCGGCGCUUUCUCGAUAUGUUCGUGAGCAGUGUCCGCGGCUUAAGUUGCAGGGUUUCAUGACUAUUGGGGCUAUUGCGAGAUCGCAGGCGACGACGGUGGAGAAUGAGAAUGAGGAUUUUGUUUGUUUGAGGGAGACGAGGGAUCGGGUUGUUAGGGAGCUUGGGUUGGUUGGGGAUGAGGCUGGGUUGGAGCUUAGUAUGGGGAUGAGCUCGGAUUUUGAGGGGGCGAUUGCUCUUGGUAGUGAUCAGGUUAGGGUUGGGACUACGAUCUUUGGGGAUCGGCCGCCUAAGGCGGAGGCGAGUGUUGUUUAA